Messenger RNA from Mizuhopecten yessoensis (Yesso scallop), 919 nucleotides. RefSeq names its product trypsin delta/gamma-like protein CG30031. Bases 39 to 836 code for a protein of 265 amino acids. The record is from RefSeq and is a predicted model, not a curated record. Gene Ontology annotation, molecular function: serine-type endopeptidase activity. The transcript has 7 exons. Gene Ontology annotation, biological process: proteolysis. NCBI's taxonomy places the organism in Eukaryota, Metazoa, Mollusca, Bivalvia, Pectinida, Pectinidae.
CUAGCACUUCAUUGAUCUAAUCACCGAUCACAGCAGCAAUGAAGUUCAUCGUAGCUAUAUGCUUGGUAGCAUUCGGAGCUUGCUCCACACUUCCCCCAGUACCUGUGCACCCCAAUGAAGACAUCAUUCAGCAGGCAUUGUCUCACCCAGGGAGCAGAAUCAUUGGAGGCAACGACGCGGAAAUAUGCGAAUAUCCUUGGCAAGCUUCCCUUAUGUUUAGCAACAGUCACGUGUGUGGAGCGGUAGUGGUGAGCGACAAGGUAGCAAUAACUGCAGCUCACUGCGUCUCCUGGGCGCCGUCAAGCUAUUUCUCCAUUCGAGUCGGCUCCAAAGCACGGUCAAGAGGAGGACUAGUAUUUGCAGUAGCCGAAACAGUUGUUCAUGAAGAAUAUAACGUAGGUGCUGGAGCUUUUCCAAAUGACAUCGCAAUUCUCAAGUUCAACGAAUCCAUCAUUGGACCAGGUGCAGCGUCAGUGGCGAACUUACCCGACGAAAACAGCAAAGACUUUGCUCCUCAUCGCUGUACUAUAACGGGAUGGGGAUAUUCAGUUUACGGUCAAGUUCUUCCUGAAGUCCUGCAAAAAGCUGAAAUGACUGUGAUGAAGCCGAAAUGGUGUACGGAUGUAUUUGGUAGUUAUAUUAACGACGGACACGUGUGCCUUAUAUCUGACGAUUCUGCAUCCUGUAAUGGCGACAGUGGAGGUCCUUUGACCUGUGGGGACACCUUAGUCGGAGUGACGUCAUUCGGGGCUCUUGGAUGUCCCGCAAUCUACCCCUCAGUGUACACCCGGAUCACAUACUUUCGGCAGUGGAUCAAAGACAACUCCGGCGUGUAAAGUCACGUGGACAUACAGAACGCCCUUACGAUGGUGACAUAUUCGAAAAUAAAUAAUCUGACGGAUUUAAAUAUCACUCUAAA